ACUCCACUUUAGGUACAGCUCCUGUGCAUUCUCCGGCUCUUCCUCCUCAGUGCAGUGCAUGCAGUCACAGUCUUGUUAUGCUCCAGCCCAUGCUCAAAGUGAACGCAGAGAGCGGGACGAUGACUGAAACGCACCAAGGAGGAAAGCAGGAAGAGAAAAGGAAUUAAAAAGGAGUGAAAAGGAGUAAGAGGGAGAACGUCCCUGCGUAAAAGAAGGUGGAAGGACAGUUUGAUUCAGUGAGAAUUUGGAUUAAACUGGGUGCUUCUCUGCUUCCAAGUUGCCAUUGCAGGUAAUGAGGAAUCACUUGCUACACUCCUGAAAUACCCCGGGACGCCACGCCUCGCUCGGUCCUACGACUCCUCACCGACCGCCGUUUUAACGUUGCUCAGUUCUCAAAAAAAACAAGGAGUUCAAAUCGGGGACCCGAACCUCACAAAUCGCCAAUGCUUACAAGGAACUGCCUGCUGCUGUUCCUGUGGAUUCUUGUCAACGAGGGUUCUGUCUUUUCUCUGCAUCAACCUUCAUCCCCACUGGGACGGAGCAGGAGUGGGAGGGAGCGCGGCAGGAGCUCGGUGGGCUCGUUGAGGAAUGGAGCGGCUGGCUUUCAGCGUGUCAAGAGGGGCUGGGUGUGGAACCAGUUCUUUGUCCUGGAGGAGUACAUGGGGUCAGACCCGCAAUACGUUGGCAAGCUCCACACUGACCUCGAUAAGGGGGACAGUUCGGUGAAGUACACCCUCUCGGGGGAAGGUGCUGGCUCCAUUUUCACAAUUGACCAAACUACGGGGGACAUCCAUGCCUUAAGGAGUCUUGACAGGGAGGAGAAGCCUUACUACACCCUGCGGGCCCAGGCUGUGGACAUUGACACCAAUAUCCCUCUGGAGCCGGAAUCUGAAUUUGUCAUCAAGGUCCAAGAUAUCAAUGACAAUGAACCAAAAUUCCUGGAGGGACCGUAUACAGCCAGUGUACCUGAGAUGUCACCAGUUGGGACCUACGUAACGCAAGUAACAGCCACAGAUGCAGAUGACCCAACCUAUGGAAACAGUGCAAGAGUUGUAUACAGCAUCCUUCAUGGUCAACCAUACUUUUCCGUUGACCCUAAAACAGGUAAGCUAAUUAACUUUCUUUCUACGUCUUGUGUCUGUCAUAAAUUUGAAUGACUAAAUCCAAAAAGU
Molecule: messenger RNA, 1172 nt
Organism: Fundulus heteroclitus (mummichog)
Lineage: Eukaryota; Metazoa; Chordata; Actinopteri; Cyprinodontiformes; Fundulidae
Product: cadherin-12-like
Exons: 4
Coding region: 444-1157 (237 amino acids)
Biological process (GO): calcium-dependent cell-cell adhesion; cell-cell junction assembly; homophilic cell-cell adhesion
Cellular component (GO): catenin complex; plasma membrane; adherens junction
Molecular function (GO): calcium ion binding; cadherin binding
Source: RefSeq, a predicted model, not a curated record